Ochotona curzoniae (black-lipped pika) is the source of this 2388-nucleotide messenger RNA. RefSeq names its product ADAM metallopeptidase domain 7 (gene ADAM7). The record is from RefSeq and is a predicted model, not a curated record. The transcript is spliced from 23 exons. Gene Ontology annotation, molecular function: metalloendopeptidase activity. Bases 1 to 2388 code for a protein of 795 amino acids. Gene Ontology annotation, biological process: proteolysis. Gene Ontology annotation, cellular component: plasma membrane. NCBI's taxonomy places the organism in Eukaryota, Metazoa, Chordata, Mammalia, Lagomorpha, Ochotonidae.
AUGUUUGCUGGGUAUAUAUUUUUGGUGAUUUUAUUCCAGAUUAAAGAUGAUACAAUCCUUGGAGUAGAGGGUCAAGAAUUUAUUUAUCCAAAACAACUCCCUCUUGUACGGAAGCGAGACGUUGGGCUCCCCCAUGACUACAACAUACCGGAAAUGUAUGAAGAAGAAUUGUUAUAUGAAAUAAAACUAAAUAGAAAAACCUUCCUCCUUCACCUUCUAAGAUCAAGGGAGUUCCUUGGCUCGAAUUACACUGAAACAUACUACACCUCAAAAGGAGAAGCGUUUGCGAGGCACAUUCAGAUCGAGGAGCAUUGUUUUUACCAAGGUUCCAUUGUACAUGAACUUGAUUCCGAUGCCAGUAUCAGCACAUGUAAUGGUCUGAGGGGGUUCUUCAGGAUCCAUGACCAAAGAUACCUCAUUGAGCCUGUGAAAUACUCAGAUGAGGGGGAACAUUUGGUGUUCAAGUACAAUCCAAGAGUGUUAUAUUCCACAAAUUAUUCUUGUGCAGAACUCAAUUUUACCACAAAAAUUGUUCUAAACAACACUGACUUAUCUGAGGAAGACUCUGAAAAAGAAAGCAGCCACAAAGAAAAGUAUGUUGAACUGUUCAUUGUUGCUGAUCAAAUAAUGUACCGUAGGAACAGUCAUCCACAUGAUAAACUAAGACACCGAAUUUGGGGAAUGGUCAAUUUUAUCAACUUGAUUUAUAAAACCUUAAGGAUCCACGUGACGUUGGUUGGCAUUGAAAUAUGGACAAAAGGAGACAAAAUAAAACUAGAUUCAAAUAUAAAAACUACCUUAUCACGUUUUUCAUCCUGGCAAGAAACAACCCUCAAAAAAAGAAAACAUUUUGAUCAUGCUAUUUUACUCAGUGGGCAGUGGCUCUACACGAACGCCCAAGGAAAUUCUUACCCAAAGGGUAUGUGCCUGCCUAACUUCUCUGUCAGCAUAGUCAAGGAUCUCUUACCUGACAUGAAUAUAGUUGCAAACAGGAUGGCACAUCAGUUAGGACAUAACCUUGGGAUGAGCCACGAUGCAUUCCCAUGCACCUGUCCAUUGGGAAAAUGUGUGAUGGAUAUGAGUGGAAGCAUUCCUGCAUUUAAAUUUAGUAAAUGCAGCCAACGCCAGUACAAGCAAUACCUGAAGGAUUAUAAGCCAAUGUGCAUGCUCGAUGUCCCGUUUCCUGACAAUCCAUAUGGUGCCCCGUAUUGUGGGAACAAGAAGGUGGAUGAGGGAGAAGAGUGCGACUGUGGCCCUGUUAAGGAGUGCAGUGAUCCUUGCUGUGAACCCCACACAUGCUUAUUAAAGCAAGGAUAUACUUGUGCAGAAGGAGAGUGCUGUGAAUCUUGUCAGUUGAAGAAAGCAGGGUCUCUGUGCCGACCAGCAAAAGAUGACUGUGAUUUACCUGAAGUGUGUAGUGGCCACUCCCCUGAGUGUCCUAAGGAUCAAUUCCAAGUCAAUGGAUCUCCUUGCAAGAACCAAGAAGGGUACUGCUUCAUGGGGAAAUGUCCUACUCGGGAUGAACAGUGUUCUGAAUUGUUUGAUGAUGGGGCAAAAGAGAGUGCUGAUAUAUGCUAUAAGAUGAAUAAAAAAGGAAAUAAAUUUGGAUACUGCAGAAGUGAAGAAAACAAAUUAGUCCCUUGUGAAGACAAAGAUAUCAAGUGUGGGAAGAUAUACUGUACAGGGGGACAUCAUUCCAAUAUCAUCGGGGAAUACAGGAUCUACCACCUCACAGACGCAGAGCAUAAUGACACUGCUGAAUGCAAAAGCAGGUUUUUAUACUACAGCUCUAAAGAUGUCGGACUGGUGUUUUCUGGAACCAAAUGUGGAGACGGAAUGGUGUGCAACAAUGGUGAAUGUGUAAAUACUGAAGAAGCCUACAAUGCAACCAAGUGCCCAUCUCAUUGCAAUGACAAUUCUGUGAAUGACAGUGAACUGCAGUGUCCCUGUGUCAAAGGACAAGCUCUCCCAGAUGUGGACGAAAACUUAAACCUUACCAGUGUCUCCGUAAUGGCUGUUGUGCUUAUCAUGGUUAUUAUUGGUGUUGGUGUUGUGAUAUUAUUAGUUAAAUACAAAAAAUGUAUUAAAAUGAAGCAAAAUCAGAGCCCAUCUCGAGACACACUGGGAGUGGAGAACAAAGGGUACUUUGGCGAAGAGCAGCAGGUGAAGAUUGAUCCCAUCUUAUCUGAUAUCCAUCCCCUACAUACCUCUGAAGAGUCGGUGGAGAACCUUCCAGUCAGCUUUUCAAGUCCCCACUACAUCACCUUGGACAUGACCAGCCUGAGACCUUCAGAACCCUCAUUUACUCAAAGUGGCAUGUACCUGCAUCAUUCCUUACGAGAGAGGAAGAAAUUAGCCGAAGCAAAUGAGACUGAGGAAAAUGAAUAA